AUGGGCAGCAUCUCCAACCCGGCCGCCACGGCGCUGCCGUACUGGCAAGUCAACGUUCCCUCGGAGCGCCGCAUGGACGAGUGCCCAGAGGGCCUCCGCAACCUCUCGGCCAAGGACGUGGGGAUCCUGAGUACGCCCGACGCGGCCUACCGUCCGCAGACGUGGGACGAGGUCCGGCGCCUCGUCGAGACGAACCGCCUGGACCUCUUCCAAAGGGUCCCCAGCGAGCUGAGGCGCUACCGGCUCUUCAUCCACCACCUCAUCCUGGAGCACGGGAGUGUCAUGGAUUUCGUGCUGAAACAGCGGCUGCGGUGGGAGGAGCCGUUGCGGCCUGUUGGUGAGAGGCCGUUUGAGGAGGGGACGGAUUUCAAGAUUUUGUAUAAUGAUUGGCCGUACGGGAUCGAUGGGCGGAUCGUGCACCUUGUAGUCUGGACCAAAUUUGAGUUGGAGGAGAACCCGGCGACGGGCGAUUUGACGGAGAGGGCGAGGGAGGACAUUGAUCAGUUCGUGGAUAGAACGUUUCGGGCGAGGACGAAGCCUGGCACGGUCAUUUGGUUCAAAAAUUGGCGGAGUCUCAAGUCCGUUCACGCGGUCGAGCAUUUCCACGCCAUGCUCUUCGACCCCGACCCUGCGUUCAUUCGGGAGAUCACCAAUGGCGAUGUUCCGCAAUGCGAGAAGUUUGAGGCAUGA
Colletotrichum orchidophilum is the source of this 690-nucleotide messenger RNA. RefSeq lists its product as uncharacterized. Gene Ontology annotation, cellular component: cytoplasm. The transcript is spliced from 2 exons. The record is from RefSeq and is a predicted model, not a curated record. NCBI's taxonomy places the organism in Eukaryota, Fungi, Ascomycota, Sordariomycetes, Glomerellales, Glomerellaceae. Gene Ontology annotation, biological process: N-acetylglucosamine metabolic process. The coding region runs from base 1 to 690 and encodes 229 amino acids.